UCAGUGGCAAUGUGAAUCCUUUGAACUUUUCAAACUAGAGACCAAUGAUGAGGGAUACUGUCACAACGUUGAGUUACAGCAACUUGGCUUUUACAUUAGCACUUACCAAAGAUUACAAGGCGGAAGCAGACUACAACGAAAAGGUAUCACUAAUCAUCAAAGGGGCGGAGCGGAAUCUUGGCAAGAUAUGGCAGGACUUUACAUCCAUCGACUUAUGUUGCAAUAAUUUCCAAGGAGGGAUCCCUGACUCAAUCGGUGAGCUCAACGCACUUUAUCUUCUCAACUUAUCCCACAAUAGUUUCACAGGAACAAUCCCUAAAUCAUUGAGUAACUUGACGGGGCUUGAAGCACUGGACCUCUCAGUGAACCUGCUAACCGGGAAGAUACCAAAGGAGAUUGCAGGGCUCACAUUCCUUCAGGUGAUGAAUGUAUCCCACAACAAGCUGGUCGGAGAGAUUCCAAUUGGCCCUCAAAUCCAAACAUUCCCUGGUGAUUGCUUUGAAGGAAACAUAGGAUUAUGUGGUCUCCCUCUCAACAUUAGCUGCAUAAAGCCUCUUGCUUCUCCGCCAAGUUUAAAAUCCGAUGGGACGACAGAGAUUGAGUGGGAUUAUGUGUUUGUUGCUGCUGGUUAUGUUGUUGGCUUCGGAAGCUUUCUAUGGGUGCUCGUAUUUGGCCGAAGCUUCAGAGAGAGACUCUUUGAGAAAAUUGAGGAUGUUUAUGAGAAGAUAGUCAGCCUCCGCAAAAAGAAGAAGAGAAGGGAUGUAGGAAGAAGAGUUGUGAGAAUUCAAGCCAGAAGACAAUAGUGGCAGUAAAACUAUGUAUUUUGAUUCUAUGUUUGCACUAUGGCUUUCCU
Salvia hispanica is the source of this 853-nucleotide messenger RNA. The record is from RefSeq and is a predicted model, not a curated record. NCBI's taxonomy places the organism in Eukaryota, Viridiplantae, Streptophyta, Magnoliopsida, Lamiales, Lamiaceae.